Messenger RNA from Coffea arabica (coffee), 1572 nucleotides. The record is from RefSeq and is a predicted model, not a curated record. Lineage: Eukaryota; Viridiplantae; Streptophyta; Magnoliopsida; Gentianales; Rubiaceae.
UGUUCCAUAUCCUCAUGAUGGUGAAACAUUAUUUAGAUUUAUUUCUGAUAUCAUCUUGGAAUGGAACAUUGAUAAGAAGCUGACCUCUGUUGUUGUUGAUAAUGCAUCUUCAAAUGAUUCAAUGGUUAAAUGUUUGAAAUCAUGGCUAUUGGAUAAGUCAUUGCUCAAUUUAGGACGUGAUCUUUUUCAUGUUCGAUGUAGUGCACAUAUUCUUAAUUUGAUUGUGCAAUAUGGGUUAGCUAUUGUUGAAAAAUUGCUUCAUAAGAUUCGGGAGACCAUAAAGUACUUGAAAAGGUCUACUUCUUCUUCUCAAAAAUUUGAGAAUGCAAUUAAUCAAUGCAAGCUGAAAAAUAAAAAAAGAAUGGGUAUGGAUGUUUAAAAUAGAUGGAAUUCUACAUUCUUGAUGCUUGAGACUACUUUGCCUUUGAAGGAAGCUUUUUGUCGUUUAGAACAAAUGGACAGAAAUUACAAGUUAAAACCUUCAGAAAAUGAUUGGAAAGUGGCUGGUAUUGUUCAUGAUUGUUUGAAAAAAUUUUAUGACGCCACAUGUCAUUUUAGUGGUUCUAAUUUUCCCACAGCAAAUAUUUUUUUUCCCGAUAUAUGUAAUCUUCGUCUUAAGAUGAGGCAAUGGGAAGUUAGUGAGCAUGAUUUUAUUCGAGAAAUGGCUAUUCCAAUGAAAGCAAAAUUUGAAAAAUAUUGGGAAGAAUGUUUUUUGGUGCUAGCUAUUGCUGUGGUGCUUGAUCCUAGAUUUAAGUUGGCUUUAGUAGAGUAUUAUUACAAUGAACUUUAUGGAGAAGGUGGUGAAAGAUAUGUGGAUAGAGUUUGUAAUGCUAUUGCUGAUUUGUUUGUUGAAUAUAGAGGUGACAUUGCUCCUUUUUCGAGCUAUGUUGAUAAUAUAGGAGAAUGGACUUCUACUUGUGAAAAUAUAGAUGUACAAGAUGAUGAUGAUGAUAAGUUGUCUGAUUUUGACAAAUGGUAUCAACAAUCAUGUUCUUCUACUAUUCUUGCUAGUCAAAAAUCUAAAUUGCAAUCAUACUUGGACGAGCCUGUAUUUCCAAGAAAAGAUGAUUUUGACAUACUAGGUUGGUGGAAGGCAAACAGUCCACAAUUUCCUAUUCUUAGCAAGAUGGCUCGUGAUAUUCUUGCAAUUCCAGCUACUAUUAUGGCAUCGGAAUCAGCAUUUAGCGUUGGCAAAAGGGUAAUUGAUGAGACUCGUACUUCUUUGCUUCCUGAUGUGGUCGAAGCUUUGAUAACAACCGGAGAUUGGUUACCUCUGAAAAAGAAAAGAAGCAAGUCCUUCAUGUUUAUGUUUCUUUUGUUGUUUUUUCUUUUUAAAUCCAUAUUACAAGUUUGUUUGGUCGAGUUACUCUAGAAAGACUAACUACUUUCUUUCUCUUUGUUUUCUUAGAAUUAUUUGGAGAAGAUUUGGAUGAUUCUUCUAAAGUUAUCAAGUUAGAGUGAUGUAUUUGAAAAAUUGUGAAACUUGAGAGCCAUGAAUACUAUUGUAAUCGACAGGACUUCAUUUGUUGGUUGAUGUAUUUGAUAUUAUUGUUUGAUUGGACUUUUUAGAAA